Messenger RNA from Oncorhynchus tshawytscha (Chinook salmon), 2495 nucleotides. Its product is annotated as potassium channel subfamily K member 13-like. The transcript has 4 exons. Gene Ontology annotation, molecular function: potassium ion leak channel activity. Gene Ontology annotation, cellular component: membrane. The coding region runs from base 490 to 1764 and encodes 424 amino acids. The record is from RefSeq and is a predicted model, not a curated record. NCBI's taxonomy places the organism in Eukaryota, Metazoa, Chordata, Actinopteri, Salmoniformes, Salmonidae. Gene Ontology annotation, biological process: potassium ion transmembrane transport; stabilization of membrane potential.
UAACCGCUACCGUGAGCCUGUCCAGCUCUCACUGCGCCUGUUCGGGGAGGUAGUGGAGUGCACUGCGGAGCUGACCUCACCCUUCCCCGCAACUGCCUCGAGGAUAACCAGGACAUACAUGAUGAAGGCUGUUCCAGUCCGUUUGGGGAUCUUUUUCGGGAAUUGUUUUGCAUUACGCAUGCGAGAAUCAAUCAACUACAGUUCCCACUAGUUAUCGGCACUUCUACGGAAAUCUAUGACGCACAAGCAACUUUAAUAUUGAUAUUAUAUUUAUUUCUAAAUGUUUUCAUAAAACAUGCGGAUGGUAGGGUGUGAGCCGAGGUAACCUGGUAUCUUUGUCAAUUAAACAUUCCCAGCAGUUAUGGCACUUGUGUCUAAAUAUCGAACUAUACAUGCUGACUUAUCUGGAAGGCUUUCAUGUUAGCCUUUAUCUGAGAGGAUGCGGAGGAUCCUUCUCCCCGGGUCCUCGGUGUCCUCUCUGCCGCCGUAAUGGCUUGCCGGAGAGGCUGCUGCUUCGGCGCGAUGAACGAUGAUAACGCGCGGUUCCUAAUGCUAGCGGUACUGAUCAUGCUGUAUCUGCUGUGCGGCGCGGCGGUGUUCUCCGCGUUGGAACAACCGAAGGAGCGGCAGGCCAAAGAGCGGUGGGCGCAGCGAUUCGAGAACUUCACCCAGAAGCACAACCUCACCCGGACCGAUUUGGAGACCUUUCUCCGGUUCUACGAGGAGGCGAACGUCGCCGGUAUCCGCGUGGAUACACUCAGACCACGCUGGGAUUUUACCGGCGCUUUUUACUUCGUGGGGACCGUUGUGUCGACCAUAGGAUUUGGCAUGACCACCCCGGCCACGGUCAGCGGCAAAGUCUUCCUCAUCUUCUACGGCCUGAUCGGCUGCGCCUCUACCAUCCUCUUCUUCAACCUCUUCCUAGAGCGUAUCAUCACGGUGCUCGCCUUCGUCCUCAAGUCGUGCCACGGGCUGCAGCAUCAGCGUCAGGGCGUGGUGCCCCACGAUGGCCGCAGGGAGACGUCACUGCCAGGACCCAGAGAUAGAGACAGGGACAUUCUGUCUGGAUGGAAGCCUUCAGUGUACUAUGUGAUGCUGAUUCUCUGUGUGGCCGCUGUGGUGAUCUCCUGCUGUGCAUCGGCCAUGUAUUCAGCGGUGGAGGGGUGGGGCUAUCUGGACUCGCUGUACUUCUGUUUUGUGGCGUUUAGCACCAUCGGGUUCGGGGACAUGGUGAGCAGCCAGAGGGUCGCGUACGAUGGGAACCAGACAGCCUACAGACUGGGGAACUUCCUGUUUAUAUUGAUGGGCGUCUGCUGUAUCUACUCGCUGUUCAACGUCAUAUCUAUCGUCAUCAAGCAGACUCUUAACUGGCUGCUGAGGAAGCUGGGCAUUCUCUGCUGCCGUUGCUGCUCCGCCGGGAUCGGGAAGAGACUCCGGCCUCGCCGGAACGCCGUGAUGCCCAGCAGCACUGGACACGGACACCCCCGGGCGCGGCGGACUGUCUCCAUAGAAACGGACGCGGUGAACGAGAGCGAGACGGAUGGAGGCCGGCGGAUGUCUGGGGAGAUGAUCUCCAUGAGGGACUUACUGGCGACCAAUAAGGUGAACCUGGCACUGAUGCAGAAGCAGCUGUCGGAGGCAGCAACCAAUGGGAUCCCUCGGCCGUCCGUCUCCAACCAAAACAGACUAAAUGGAUUUUCUGGAGGAGUGGGAGCGCUGGGCAUCAUGAACAACAGGCUGGCUGAGACCAGUGUCAACAGAUGACUAUUACAAUACUCAUCAUAAUAACUUUGUUACUUGUACUGAAAAUAAAUAAAGUGCUUCACAUCAUAAAAUAACCUAAUAAAAGUACUAAGAAAGAAACAAAAAGCCAGGAGGAAGAGGAAUAAAAACAAGACGAUAAUUAGUCAUCUUCGUGGUUGUCCUCUUUAGCUCAGUUGGCAUGGUGAUUGCAAUGUCAGGAUAUUGGGUUUGAUUCCCGGGACCACCCAUAUCUAAAAUAUGUUUUGGAUAAAAGCAUCAGCUAAAUGACAUAUAUAUAUAUAUAUAUAUAUAUAUUCACACUGGAGGUCCACAAAGAUACCUACACAUCAUACAGAGAUGUAUCAUCAUUAAAACAGAAGUCAAUCACUGUGAAAAUAUAUACGCUGCUACCGCCGCCACCGUCUCUCAAAACCAUGUGUUGACGUCUCAAGAACACGUGAUCCGAGAGACAAACUGGAAGUGCUCACUAAAGGAUGCGGUGUGGGUCCAAAAGUUUAAGACAGGUCACAGUUGGAAAAGGUUUUGGAACGGAGCCAAUGAUGUCGCCCAUUCUGGACAUGAUCCACAAAGAACUAUACUGAAAUAAUAUAAACAUGCAACAAUUUCAACGAUUUUACUGAGUUACUGUUCAUAUGAAGGAAAUCAGUCCAUUGAAAUAAUUUACAUAAAUGUUCAGACCCAUUACUAUGAGACUCGAAAUUGAGCUCAGGUGCAUCCCAUUUCCAUUGAUC